Messenger RNA from Xyrauchen texanus (razorback sucker), 1550 nucleotides. RefSeq names its product P2Y purinoceptor 3-like. The transcript has 2 exons. The record is from RefSeq and is a predicted model, not a curated record. Gene Ontology annotation, molecular function: G protein-coupled receptor activity; oxysterol binding. Gene Ontology annotation, biological process: G protein-coupled receptor signaling pathway. Lineage: Eukaryota; Metazoa; Chordata; Actinopteri; Cypriniformes; Catostomidae. Gene Ontology annotation, cellular component: membrane. Bases 273 to 1550 code for a protein of 425 amino acids.
AGUUGGUUGAUAUUGUUUCAGUUGAAACCGAGGUGUUUCUGAGGUUUCAUUCAUACAAAGACUCUUUGCUUGUCUGAAAAAGGACCACAUUUAUCAUAAUUCAACCAUCUAUUAAACAGAUGUUAAACUAGGUAAAGAGGAGGAGAUUAAGGGCAAUUCAAGCAAAUUCUGAAUUUGUUCAUUGGAGUUUGGAGAAGAGGGGGUUUCAGAAGCACAGAAUGGGAGGAUGAAACAGGGCCGCUCUCAAAGCAUCGAUUAAGAACUAGCCAACAAUGACGACAAGUGUACCUACUGUUUUAUUUGAAAAUGGAAAUGGGGCAGACACCCAGCUUUCUUCCUCACAAAAUUCUUCUAUCACUGGCCCCUGCAAUAUUGAUGAGUCCUACAAGUACAUUUUCUUACCCAUUUGCUACUCCUUUACCUUUGUCUUCAGUAUCACCCUUAAUUCUGUGGUUCUAUACCUUUCCUUUCGACACACUAGACGCUGGAAUGCGUCCCUGAUCUACAUGGUGAACCUGGCCACAACAGACUUCAUGUAUGGUUUAUCCUUGCCCUUCCUGGUGGCCAGUUACGUCAUGCAUGAUGACUGGGUGUUUGGAGACUUCAUGUGCCGCCUGGUGCGCUUCUUAUUCUACUUCAAUCUCUACUGCAGCAUCUUCUUCCUCACUUGCAUCUCAGUGCAUCGCUACCUGGGUAUCUGUCACCCUAUGAAGACCAUUACAUUGGAAACGAAACGAGCAGUGAAGGGGACUUGUGUUUUGGUAUGGAUUGCUGUUUUUGCACUAACAUGUCCAAUUUUCCGUUUUGCACAGACUCAGUAUCUGCCACGUAGAGGGCAUCAAGGGAUUUUGGGAGCAGUUGUAAAUGGGAAAGGCACGAAUCCAAGGGAGGAGGUGUUCAAUAAUUGCUGGGAUGAUGCAAUUGAUAGGGAGUUCCAUGAUUACGUUCCUUAUGGGAUCACACUUCAUUUCUUGGGUUUUUUUGUGCCAUUUAGCAUCAUUGCCUGGUGCUACUCCCGUGUAGUGUUAACAAUAUUUCGGACACUGAACUCUCAACCCCAUCUUCAAGGAGUCAGGAGUGAGACAGGCCGUGAAAGUGUGGCUGGAAUAGCUGGAGAGGGCAUGUCUAUCAUCUUGGGCGCCCAUUCACCUUACGUGAACAGGCGUCGCAAGUCCAUCAAAACCAUAAUCACUAUCACUUUACUUUUUGCCCUUUGCUUCUUCCCCUUCCAUGUCACUCGCACCAUUUUCUUGUUGCUGAAAAUUACAAGCAAUGUGCAGUGCCAUACCUUGCGCAUGGUCUCCAUCUGUUAUAAAAUUACUCGACCUCUGGCCUCCUUCAAUGCCUGGCUAAAUGCACUGCUCUAUUUCCUGACUAAAGAGAAAAAUGGGCCGUGUUGUCAAAAACCUGAACAUACCCAGCAUGGACUCCUAUGGCCACUGAGAAUGCUGGGAAAAAGAGCAGAAGAGGAGAAUGAAGCUGAGGAUGCAGGGAACCACAAGGAUAAUGGCCCCAAAGCGGAAAACAGUACAUACAUAGAUCUAGCUUAA